AUGCUCAUCUCCAGCAUCUGCGUCGUGGUCUUGACGGUCGCCUCGUCCGUCACCGCGGUCAGUGUUAAUCCCCUGCCUGCUCCUCGCAAGAUCACAUGGGGCUCGUCAGGCCCACAGUACGUCGCUGGGCAGUUGAGUCUGCGUACCGGUCGCGAUGGCCAUGAUUUCACAAUUUCCCAGGGAUGGAACCGUGCCUGGGGGUCCAUCGUCACGCUGAAAUGGGUUCCUGCUGCGACUGAAGCUCCUAUUUCCUCCUUCGAGCCUUUCCCCACGGAGGCGCCUUCAUCGUCCGGGAAGAGCAAACGCGGCCGCCCGUCUUCGCUGCGGUUUGUCGAUGUCCAGGUCGAGGAUCACAAAGCGGAUCUCCAGCACGGCGUGGACGAGUCGUACACUUUGGAUGUGGUAGACGGCUCGGAUAGCAUUAGGAUCACUGCCAAAACCGUCUGGGGAGCUCUGCAUGCCUUCACCACUCUGCAGCAGAUUAUUAUCUCGGACGGACGCGGAGGCUUGCUCAUCGAGCAGCCCGUCCGUAUCCAGGAUGCGCCUCUCUACCCGUAUCGCGGCAUCAUGAUUGAUUCCGCUCGAAACUUCAUCUCCGUGCGGAAGAUCUUGGAGCAGCUGGACGGCAUGGCGCUGUCGAAACUGAAUGUCCUGCACUGGCAUCUGGAUGACACGCAAUCGUGGCCGAUCCAUAUCGAUGCCUACCCGCAGAUGACCAAAGAUGCGUACUCAAAGCGGGAGAUUUACUCGCACGCUGACCUUCGGCGCGUUAUUGCGUAUGCCCGUGCUCGAGCCAUUCGCGUUAUCCCCGAAGUUGACAUGCCGAGCCAUUCGGCAUCUGGUUGGCAGCAGGUCGAUCCGGAGAUGGUGACGUGCACCGACUCGUGGUGGUCGAACGACGACUGGGCAUUCCACACUGCGGUUGAGCCUAACCCGGGCCAGCUGGACAUCAUCUAUGAAGGGACAUACGAGGUUGUCAAGAACGUAUACAAUGAGCUCUCGAGCAUCUUCACGGACAAUUGGUUCCACGUCGGAGCGGAUGAGAUCCAGCCCAACUGUUACAACUUCAGCAGCCACGUGCGGGAGUGGUUUGCAGAGGACCCUUCGCGCACCAACAAUGAUCUGCUGCAGUACUGGAUUGACCGCGCAGUCCCCAUGUUCCGCGAGGUCAGCGAAAAGCGCCGUCUCAUCAUGUGGGAGGAUGUCGUCACGUCCACCGAGCAUGCCCACGACGUGCCGAAGGACAUUGUGAUGCAGAGCUGGAACAACGGCCUCGAAUAUAUCAAGCAACUAACAUCCAAAGGCUACGAUGUUAUCGUAUCGUCCUCCGAUUUCUUCUACCUGGACUGUGGCUAUGGCGGCUUCGUCUCCAACGAUCCCCGAUACAACGUGAUGGUCAACCCGGAUCCCAACACUCCCAACUUCAACUUCGGCGGCAAUGGAGGCUCCUGGUGCGGUCCUUACAAGUCGUGGCAGCGCAUCUACAACUACGACUUCACGCAAAACUUGACCGACGCCGAAGCCAAGCACGUUAUCGGAGUGACCGCGCCCUUGUGGGCCGAGCAAGUCGACGAUACGGUCAUCUCGACCAAGUUCUGGCCUCGCGCCGCGGCUCUGGCGGAGCUGUCCUGGUCCGGCAAUCGCGAUGAAAACGGCAAGAAGCGCACGACUCUCAUGACCCAGCGCAUCUUGAACUUCAGAGAGUACCUGGUGGCGAACGGCGUCGAGGCCGCUCCGCUCAUGCCCAAGUACUGUCUCCAGCAUCCGCAUGCGUGUGACCUGGAACGCAACCAGAAUGCCAUCCAGUGA
Aspergillus clavatus NRRL 1 is the source of this 1809-nucleotide messenger RNA. Its product is annotated as beta-N-acetylhexosaminidase. The transcript has a single exon. Gene Ontology annotation, cellular component: membrane. Gene Ontology annotation, biological process: carbohydrate metabolic process; glycosaminoglycan metabolic process. Gene Ontology annotation, molecular function: beta-N-acetylhexosaminidase activity. NCBI's taxonomy places the organism in Eukaryota, Fungi, Ascomycota, Eurotiomycetes, Eurotiales, Aspergillaceae. The coding region runs from base 1 to 1809 and encodes 602 amino acids. The record is from RefSeq and is a predicted model, not a curated record.